CCAUUCGCCGUGCGUUAGUUUGUUUUUGCCCUCAGCCAGGAGAAGUUGGUUCACUACGACGCGCGCGCCACGCAAUUCUGGUUUUUUUUUUUGCGGGGGGGGGGGAUUACUGCCACACUAAAGGAUACAAAACAAGCAAUCCAGAUGAGGUAACAUCUCCGCUCGAGUGAAACAGGAAGCGUCGCCUGCGAGCAGCCAUGGGCCAGAGAGCUGUGCUUCUGCUGCUGCUGCUGCUGCUGACAGCCUCACGCACUCUCCUCGCCGUCAGCUUCCCCGAGGACACGGCGGCCCUCGACGUGGUCGACGCGCACUUUGCGCGGAGAUACCCCGUGUUCAGAGGCCGGCCCUCUGGCAACGAGUCCCAGCAUCGCCUGGACUUUCAGCUGAUGACUAAGAUACAGGACACUCUGUUCAUCGCCGGCAGAGAUCAGGUGUACCUGGUGAGCCUGAGAGAAUCCUACAGGAAUGAGAUCAUUCCUUACCGGAAGCUAACAUGGCGAUCGGGCCAAUCGGACAGAGACACGUGCGCCGUCAAGGGAAAACACAGAGAGGAGUGCCACAACUUCAUCAAAGUGCUGGUUCCCAGAAACGACGACCUGGUGUUCAUCUGCGGCACCAACGGCUUCAACCCCAUGUGCAGAUACUACAGGCUGGAUAACCUUGAGUUUGACGGGGAGGAGAUCAAUGGACUGGCACGAUGCCCGUUCGACUCCAAGCAAACCAACGUCGCCCUCUUCGCUGAGGGGAAGCUGUAUUCGGCUACUGUAGCGGACUUCCAGGCGAGUGAUUCCGUCAUCUAUCGCAGCAUGGGUGAUGGAUCAGCCCUGAGGACCAUCAAAUACGACUCCAAAUGGCUGAAAGAACCUCAUUUCCUGCACGCAGCAGAGUAUGGGAAUUACGUGUACUUUUUCUACCGGGAGAUUGCGGUGGAGCACAGCAAUCUGGGCAAGGUUGUGUACUCCCGAGUCGCCCGGAUCUGUAAGAAUGACGUGGGCGGGUCACAGCGGGUCCUGGAGAAGCACUGGACGUCUUUUGCAAAGGCGAGGCUGAACUGCUCCGUGCCGGGGGAAUCCUUCUUCUACUUUGAUGUGCUUCAGUCCAUCACUGACAUCAUCAACAUCAACGGAGUCCUCUCGGUGGUUGGUGUGUUCACCACUCAGAUGAACAGUAUCCCAGGGUCAGCAGUGUGUGCUUUCUCGAUGGCGGACAUAGAGGCGGUAUUCUUGGGGCGGUUCAAAGAGCAGAAGACUCCUGACUCUGUGUGGACUCCAUUUCCAGAGGAGAAGCUCCCCAAACCUCGACCCGGCUGCUGUGCGGGUCAUGGUCCAGCUGCGUCCUUAAAGAGCUCCAUCGAGUUCCCGGACGAUACCCUGCAGUUCAUCAAGUCCCACCCCCUCAUGGACACAGCUGUCCCUUCGAUUGGGGACGAGCCUUGGUUCACCAAGACUCGCGUCAGGUACAGACUGACAGCGCUGGCUGUGGACAAUGAAGCAGGACCUCACAAGAACUUCACAGUGGUGUUCAUCGGGGCCGAGUCUGGGGUUGUCCUCAAAGUUUUAGCCAAGACCUCCUCUGUGUCUCUGAAUGACAGCGUGCUACUGGAGGAGAUCGACGUCUUCAACAGGGCAAAGUGCCUGUCUAACCGCGAGGAUGACAAGCGCGUCCUCUCGCUGCACGUGGACAAAGAGGCGCACAGCCUCUACGUCGCCUUUUCAAGCUGUGUCAUCCGUAUUCCCCUGAGUCGCUGUGAAAGGCAUUCUUCCUGCCACAAGUCCUGCAUUGCAUCGAGGGAUCCCUACUGUGGCUGGAUGUCUCACGGGGUCUGUGAGAGGAUACAGCCGGGUGUUUUGACUGGAUAUGAGCAAGACAUUGAAUUGGGAAACACUGCCCACCUGGGAGACUGCCACGCGUUUUUGGGCAGUACAUCAGCGCCAGAUUACAAAUCAUUUGGCGACCCUACCUCUGACAUGGAGUUUUCAACAACGCCAGUCACAGCCCACCCCAGUGGGCCCAUACACCCCCCAGUACUCAUACCCACUCAGAGCCCCAGCUCUGGGCCUGGUCCAGAGCUCUACGGCUCAGACCUUGUGCCGCAGGAUGACCCAGCCAACUCUAAUUCUUUAGACUCUAUCCCAAGGGGGCACGAGGGAGUGUGGGAUAUUCAAGCAGGCGAGACCAACCAAAUGGUCCACAUGAACAUCCUCAUCACCUGCGUGUUUGCUGCGUUUCUCAUGGGUGCCCUCCUGGCUGGUCUGAUUGUUUUCUGCUACCGAGACUCAUUCCUCCGUAAGCCGAGACAUGUCCACAAGGACGCGGAGUGUGCACCGUCCUGCUCGGACUCCACUAGAAGCUUCGUCAAGCUCAAUGGCCUCUUUGACAGCCCUGUAAAGGAGUACCAGACCAACAUCGAUUCUCCCAAGCUCUACACCAAUCUGCUGAGCAACGGCAAAGACCUGAAUUCACCCAACGGAGACACCAAGACCAUGAUCCUGCGGGAUGGCUGUCAGCCCCCUGAGCUGGCUGCCCUGCCUACACCUGAGUCCACCCCUGUGCUUCAGCAGAAAAGCCUGCAGCCCAUCAAAAACCAGUGGGAGAGGGCUUAUGCAAAGGCCAGUGGACCUCGCAAGGAGUCCAACUCAUCCGCCAUGAGUCCUCAGUUCCUUCUUUCUUCUGCCGGUGCUCCUCCCAACUCCAACUCCAACCACCCUCACCUCGCCUUGGGACACUCCCACAUCCCUAGUGCCGUCGUCCUGCCCAAUGCCACACAUGACCACUCUAACCUCGAGAGUGGAGAGGAUACAUUGCCGCAUUCAUCUGAAAGGAAGCUGAGGAACCCAGACUCUAAGGGAGGUAGGAAGGAGCAGAAAAGGUCUGUGGAUGCCAGAAAUACCCUAAAUGACCUUUUAAAACACCUUAAUGACUCAGUGGCCAACCCCAAGGCCAUUCUUCCAGAGGGAUCGGGGCCCCGCCCACGGCCACAGCUCACUCUGGAGCCCAUGGAGGAACUGACUGAAUUACCCCCCAAGGUGCCCAGCCGGGAGGCUUCCUUGUACUCCCCCUCCUCCUCCCUGCCGAGGAACAGCCCCACCAAGAGGGUCGAUGUACCUCUGCCCACCACUCCCACAACGCCAACGGGCAGCCUGAGCAUGGGGGGCACCCUGGAGAGGCAAAGAGGGGGGUAUCAACUCCACCGGAGUGCCUCUCACAGGCACUCCUUAUCCACCUCGCCAAACGGGGUAACCAUGGGGGUGUCUGUGUCUCGCCAGCACAGUAUGAACAGAGGGGGUUACAUGCCCCCAACACCCCCCUCCAGACUCGACUCCCAAGGCGGAGUGAUGGGGGCGGGAAUGCACUCAGCCCACCAAUCGUCUGUUCCGCGACAGGGCAGCUACAGCGGGUAUGGCUCACUCCCUCGCACAGGGCUCAAAAGGACCCCCUCGCUAAAGCCAGAUGUGCCCCCUAAACCCAACGGGUUUUCACCACAGACUCCACAGAUGCGAGUGGUCAACAAGUACAGUUAUUAAAAGAGCCUGGACACUUCUGAGUGAGCUCCUGGACUAGACUGUAGAGCUUUUGAGCCCUGGGGGCUUGGGAGGAGGGGCCUAGUGUGUGUUUGUGUAUCGACUUGAGGUGUGUUCCCCCCUUUAAAUGAUAUGCACAUUCACCCACACCAUGAUAAAGGGAAAAUCACACGUGGCCAAAGAAACUCCUUGGGGCUUUGUUCGCUCCCCCUCAACUCCGUCUCCCUCCCUUGUCACGGUAGCCGAAGGACAUGAACAGGGGACGGCGGGGAAUCCGCUGGCCCCCGCUCCAUCCGGGCUCGGGUGUCUCCCGUUCCAAUAUUAGGUACGAGGUUUAUGACACCGGUGGGUCCGCUUCGGCGUCCGUGUGUGGAGCGCUGGGUUUGAAGCCGUUGAAUACUUGAAGAAUGGGUCUCAUUUGGCACUGCCCUUGAGCGCUGUCUUCCCACUAAUGUGAACUGAACAAAGAGGAGGAGUAUGCCAUGCCUUUGUUAGCAGGAUGGCUCGGGGCAGUGGAGAGGGAAAUCCAAAAAGUGUGUGUGUGUGUGUGUGUGUUGCUUGAGAUACAUAUAAGCGUGGACAGCUGGACCGAGCGGUGAGCAGACAGAGAAAAGGAUGCAUGUGAAUGUGUGUGUUGGUUGGAAAGCGGAUUUGUGUAAAGGUAGUACACUCAUUGGGCCUUCACACUUGUUUAUCGAGAGUGGCAACAUGCCAGAGGAUGCAAAUUAAUCCCUGACUAAGACCUAAAUCCCUGUCUUUCAUCUCAAUAAUAUUAUUACAUCUUUGGUCUUUUCUGACAAAGGUGAAUCAAGAAGAACUCAUUUAAAAAAAAUCAUCCUGUAAGGUUUUUUGGUGUUUAGGUUAAGAUUAAGUGAAGGUGGCCAUGUCUAAAGUAGCAGAGGGACUCACCCAGAAAUAUUUUUUAUUUGCUGCUAUUGGUUUUAGACUCAUGCAUUUUUCACUCUACCAGACUAGGCAUCGAUACGGGAGCGCGAUUCGGCUUUUUUGUGAAUGUGUGUGUGUGUGUGUGUGUGUGUUGUAUUACAGGCCAGGAAGUAUAGUUUUCAGCAACCACACCGUUUAAACACAUACAAGGGGAAGAAUGCUUCUCGCGAGGAUUAAAAACUCCCCUCACCUCCACUGCCCCUUUGUAGGAACUUUACUGGUGGUUCAGGAGACUUCUUUCUUUAUGUAGCAAUGGUAUUAAGAAAAAACAUUUCUCAUCUCAUUCUAUAUAUUAAUUAUGAACAAAAGGAUUUACCUUCAUAAUGUUUUACUGUGUUAUUUAAAGAUUUUACCAUAAGAAACUAAAGCAACACCAAUGUAAGCCCGUGUAAAUUAAUCCAACAUUUUACAUUUCAGGGCACUUCUGUUAAACAUGUGUCUCCCUUAAUACAAUAACACUAGAACUUUCCUUCUACUUUAACCCUAUUAAAAGGUAUAUUAAUCUGACCAUAGAACAAUACAUCCCCAUGUCAUUUGCCGUGUUCCCUGUGCAGCUUCCCUGCGACUGGCCAGUGUACAAUCAACACAACAAAUUACCAAUGUGUCCAAAUGAGUCAUGCUGGGAAUGACGAGUUCCUGUAUAUACUUAAAUAUUAUAAAUAAGGAGUAUAAAUAUUUUUAGGCUAGUGAACCUGAAUCUGUGCAUUGUGUGCCUUAUUCACAAAACAAAUUACUACAGUAUAUAAUAUUGGCAAUGUCAAUUGGUCCUCUGUAUGUUAUUGUCAUAUUCUAUAUUAUCAAGUUUUAUAUUAAGGAUUAAGGAUCAGCCAGAUGUGUUGGAAUAUCACGAACCGAAGUGAUGCGGAAAAGAAAAUUGACUGACAAGAGACUCCACUUAUUAAUGCUAGUCUCACAAAAGCACAGUAAAACCCUUUAUUUUGGGUGUAAACCCAUUUUUACCUUGUUUUCCUUUUACUGCCGGUGUUGAAAGGAACGGUGUUAAUCCACCACAUGGAGGUGCCAUGCAGUGAAUGUAUUUCCUUGACAGUGGGAUGUAGGGUGGUUAGAUCUCGCCGUGUGUAGCAGUCGCCUCAACGCAGCACAUCCCGUCCACAGCCAACGCAUUAACACAGUGUUCACAUGGAAGACGCGAGUCCCCAGGAUCACAGCGACAGGAAUCCCUUUCUAUUGGCCAGUAGUGGCGACUCUCUUGGGUACACGGUUCGGGUGACAUCUGCCAUCAUAUCCGAGGGGUCAGUUGCCUGUUCGACCCAAAGCCACGUUUUGUUUACAAGUGAUGAUUGUAUGUAAAGACUUUCUGCCUGUCAUCUUUUCUACCCGACACGUGCACACGCGUGCACGCUCGACAUAACAGACACACACACUCGACAUGCGACGCUCAACUGCCUUGUACAUUGCAAUAUGAACGGGGUCUUUCUGUUGCAAUCUAAAUUGAAGCCUUUAUAUUUCAGUCGGAGCUCUGUGGAUGUGCAGAUGAACCGGAAUUUGUCAUGUUAUUUUGAUUUGAAUGCUGUGCAACGUGGCGAUGCCAGACUAGCUGUACAGAUGAUCUCCAGAGUAUUUCAGCCUGUAGAUAUGUUUUAAAGUUGUACUGUGAAUGUGUAAAUAAUAAUGACGGUCUUUGUUUCAUGACGUUUUUUGUUGAUUUUUUUAACACGGCAUGUAUAGUUGAAAUAAAACAUUAUGGCACAGAAA
This is a messenger RNA of Gasterosteus aculeatus aculeatus (three-spined stickleback), 6182 nucleotides long. RefSeq names its product semaphorin 6D (gene sema6d). Gene Ontology annotation, cellular component: plasma membrane. NCBI's taxonomy places the organism in Eukaryota, Metazoa, Chordata, Actinopteri, Perciformes, Gasterosteidae. Gene Ontology annotation, biological process: neural crest cell migration; semaphorin-plexin signaling pathway; axon guidance. The record is from RefSeq and is a predicted model, not a curated record. Gene Ontology annotation, molecular function: chemorepellent activity; semaphorin receptor binding.